AUAUAAUUAUAUAAGUUUAUUGUUCCUAGAUAACUACCAGUUAACUACAACAUAUAAAAAUUUAAGUGUAAAUUUCUGUAAAACACAGUGGGUACCAGUGUGUGCCGGAUAUACAGCUCGUACAGAGGUACAGCUUCUAUUUUAUUUUGCGAUUUGGCAAAGAAUCAACCUGGAAGGACAAGAUAGCUUGAACGAAUUUUUUUCUCUUUUUCGAAUUGCACAAAACCUCGUGUAUGACGAAGAAAGGCUCUUCGAAGUAUAGGAUGCAGGACCCAGUGCCGGGCAUUGGAAAGCCAAGUGUUUAUCAUGCAGUGAUUGUUAUUUUCCUUGAAUUCUUUGCAUGGGGCCUGUUAACCACUCCUAUGAUUGAUCUGUUGCGAGACACGUUUGAGCACCACACUCUGUUAAUAAAUGGAUUAAUUCAAGGAAUAAAGGGUAUCUUGUCGUUCCUGAGUGCCCCUUUACUUGGUGCGUUAUCAGAUGUAUGGGGUCGCAAGUCAUUCCUCCUACUUACUGUGUUCUUCACAUGUGCUCCAAUACCCCUCAUGCAACUUUCACCAUGGUGGUUUUUCGCAAUGACUUCAUUAUCAGGCAUGUUUGCUGUUACCUUCUCCAUUGUGUUUGCCUAUGUAGCUGAUAUCACUGAAGAAGUGAAUAGAAGUACAGCGUACGGACUAGUAUCGGCCACUUUCGCAGCAAGUCUUGUCACAAGUCCAGCUAUUGGAACAUACCUUAGCAGAGCAUAUGGUGAGGCAGCUGUGGUAGCAUUAGCCACUGCCAUUGCAGCUUUCGAUGUGUGUUUCAUCCUCGUUGCUGUACCUGAAUCCUUCCCAGAGAAACUGCGGCCAAAAUCUUGGGAGUCUCAGGUUUCGUGGGAGCAAGUUGAUCCAUUUGGGGCAUUAAAAAAUAUUGGCCAAGACAAGACCCUGCUGUUGGCAUGCACAGCUGUCUUUCUAUCCUAUCUUCCUGAAGCUGGACAGUACUCAUGUAUAGUUCUCUACCUGAGACAUGUUAUUGGCUUCAGUGAUGAGAAGGUGGCUUCAUACAUAGCAGUAGUUGGUGUAUUAUCCAUAGUCACACAGACUGCUAUCCUUACACUGCUGUUUCAGACUGUUGGAAACAGAAACACCAUCAUAAUGGGUCUCUCGUUCCAAAUUGGUCAAUUAAUAUGUUAUGCAUUUGGCAAAGUUGAAUGGAUGAUGUGGUUAGCAGGAUGUUUGGCUGCUUUGUCCAGUAUAAACUAUCCCUCACUCAGUUCACUUGUAUCCACUAUAUCCAGUAGUGAACAACAAGGUGUUGUGCAAGGUAUGGUUACCGGUAUUCGUGGACUAUGCAAUGGUUUAGGACCAGCCAUGUUUGGUCUCGCCUUCCACAUAUUUCAUGUCCAACUUGAUCCUGGUCCAAGCCAAUCAGCGGAGGACCAGGACCUGAUUGUAGGAAACAAUUCGGAAAUUGGUCUUCCUCUUCCUACAAACCCAGAGAUUAAAAAUCAAAUUUGUCCUGGAACUGCCAAACUACUGACAAUUUUGCCAGGACCUCCAUUUCUCUUUGGAGCCUUCACUGUGAUAAUGGCAAUGUUAAUUGCCUUCUUCAUUCCAAGAAAUAUCCAAAAUCCAUACCGCCAAGUGUCAACCAAAGACAGUGACUCGCAGCUAAAUGAGGGGAAUGCGCUUGUCUCUGUGAGUGGUUGUUCUUCAAAACACCGCACAGCACGAACUAAUAAAAAGAACGAUUAUGCUAAAAUGUCGGACUCCGACGAUGGAAUUACUAUACUCAAUCCCGACGAGAGUAUAUUAUAGCUCUAAAUAUUAGUUAAAUUUAACAUUGGUUUCAAUCUCUUAAAAAUGCAGUUUGUAAGUUUAAGUGGAGUUUUAUCAACAACUGUUUAUGGAGCUUGCUUUUUUCCAACGCAAAUUUUUAAUUCUCAAAUUUUCAAGCUGCAAAAAAGCAGAUUUUUUUCUUCUCUUGUAACUGCUUAGUUACUUGGUCUCACUUUUGCUAUACAGUGUAUGGUAUCCCAACUAAACCAGCUGAAUGUGUUUAGGUUAACAGUGUUCCUUUUUUGUUACUAGUUCAUGUUCCACAGGGUAUUUCAUACUCAGUAUGCUCCAAUGUAUUUCUCAACACUUGCAUUAUACUUUAUGGUCAAAGUGUCAAAUAACAUCCACAUUACUUGAUUUGCAAUUUUCCUGAGCCUUUCUUGCCUUGGUAGUUGCUUUCCAAGCUCUUUAAUUGAGAAAACUAAAAAUCUGCAGUUGCCUUUACUGGCUACAUGUUUACUUUCUGAUUGGUGCAUGGACUAGAGUUUUAUGUUUAACAUAGGACAUACACUGACUGCAUAGGAUGCAAUCGUGCAAUAAACAAAGAGUUUGACAA
Molecule: messenger RNA, 2376 nt
Organism: Ciona intestinalis (vase tunicate)
Lineage: Eukaryota; Metazoa; Chordata; Ascidiacea; Phlebobranchia; Cionidae
Product: hippocampus abundant transcript 1 protein
Biological process (GO): transmembrane transport
Cellular component (GO): membrane
Molecular function (GO): transmembrane transporter activity
Source: RefSeq, a predicted model, not a curated record